AUGCUGUGCCAUCGCCAGGCCAGCGCACUUCGCGCUGCGGACCCGCAAAUCCGCCCCCUUUCCCGCGACUCCGCGCGCAGAGCUCCUCACCGCGUGCGCAUCACCGCAACGGCGCAGAUUCCCGCGCCGAGGAACGAGCGCGCGCAAAACAGCACUGCCAAUUCCGCCACUCCCUCCCCCGCGCAUAGCCCCAACGGCAGCGCCGCGCUUGAAAGCUCUUCCGCUGCUAGUGCUUCCGCCGAUACAUCCCCGUCGAAUGGCUCCGCGCGUCCCCUUACAAACGGAUCCGCGACCAACGGCAGCGCGAGAGGCACGGGUGGGGGAAACGGGGAGGGAGAAGCGGAGAGGGAGCGGGCGGCGAUGCGUGCAGCGAUGCGGGAGCGGACGAGGGCGGUGCGCGCGAGGUACGCGCGCGUGAAGGACGUGCGGAAGGAGCACAUUCCGCCGGACGUGUUCGACUACCUGCGCGCCGUGCAAGAAGUUAUUCAGGGGGAUCAAAGCGGCGAAUCCCGCGCGAGCAGCACUGCACCUGCUGCGACUUUCCCCCUGCCCUUUCCCCCGCUCCCGCUGCCCUUCCCCCAGCUCCCCCUGCCUGUCCCCCUGCCGCCGCUCCCCCUCCCCGUCCCCCCUUUCCUGGAGUCGCUAUUCCCCGGAUCCGCGGAGGCGGGCGUUGAUAGCAGCGCAGGCGCGGGGAGCGGAGAGCGCGGGGCGGAGAGGGCGGAAAGCGGGCCUCCGCGGUUCCUGUGCCCCGCGGAUGCCGUUCCGCCCAGCGACGAGGGGCUGCUUCCGCGGCUCUUCUUCCUGCCAGGUGGUGGAACCCGGAGAGCUAGGGGCACGGGGAAGGGAGGAGCGGUGAGGGGCAUCGAGGGAACGGGGUUUGGCCUGCAGCUGCACCACAAGACACUCGCCAGGCUGUUCGAGGUGACCUGUCUGCACGUGCCACUCUCUGACCGCACGGACUUCACUCGUCUAGUUGACCUGGUGGAGGAGGAGGUGGUGAGGGAGCACAAGUUGAACCCCUCCCGCGCACUCUUCCUCCUGGGGGAGUCCUUUGGCGCCCUGCUCGCCCUCGCUGUCUCUGCACGCAAUCCCAAGCUGCCCAUCACUCUCGUGCUCGUCAACCCUGCGACAAGCUUCCCGCGCUCGCCACUACACCCAUUGAUUCCAGUGCUGCGCUCCAUCCCACCGGACGUCUACCGAGUCUUCCCCUACCUCCUCAGCUUCACCAUGGGUAACCCCAUGCGCAUGGCGUCAGGGCGAGUGCCCCUAGACGCGUCGCCUCUCGACCGCCUAAUGCAGCUCCGGCAGAACCUGCUCGACCUGCUGCCCAUUCUUCCCCUCGUGGCGGACAUUCUCCCCCAGGCCACGCUCGAGUGGAAGCUGGAUCUGCUGGAGGAGGGCAGUGCUGCUGUGGAGCCGGUGCUGAAAGGCAUCAAGCACACCACGCUCAUCGUUGCCGGUGGUGAGGACCAGAUGCUGCCGAGUGAGGAGGAGGCGAAGCGGCUGCACAAGGAGAUGGGUGCAUGCACCACAGUUGUAAAGCAGUGCCCCAACUCGGGGCACACGCUGCUGCUGGAGGCAGACGUUGACCUAGCGAGCAUCAUCAAGGGCGCGGGCGUGUACAGGCGCAGCAGCAGCAGGCGGGAGGACCCACAAGUGGACGGCUUCGUGCUGCCCACCGUGGAGGAGUUUGCGCGCAGCAAGGGCGGCAUGGACGGCACGAUUCGCCUCAUGUGCUCGCCUGUGUUCCUGUCCACUGUGGUGGACGAUGAACGUGACACCACCGACCUACACAGAGUCCUCGGGAACUCCUCCCUCCCUUCCUCCUCCUUCCGUUCCUCCUCCUCCUCCACCUCCUCCCCAUCCUCCUCUUCCUCUUCCUCCUCCUCCUCUGCGCACAUCGUGCUGGGUCUAGAGGGCAUACCAGUGGACGAGCGCCCGCUGCUCUUCGUGGGAAACCACCAGACAUACGCGCCGGACCUCUCUCCAUUGAUUGCUGAGCUGCUCGCACAUGGAGUGCCCCUCAGGGGCCUCACUCACCCCGUCGCCCUUGGCAUGUUCCCAGGCGCCAUAGAGCACAACCCCAUGGCGGAGGAGUUCCGCCUCUUUGGAGCCGUGCCGGUGACGCCCAAGGUGCUGCACCGCCUGCUAGCAACAGACCAGGCGGCGCUGCUGUUCCCGGGAGGCAUGCGGGAGGCACUCAGGAAGCGGGGCGAGGAGUACAAGCUUUUCUGGCCUCACCGUGCUGAGUUCGUGCGCAUGGCGGUCAAGUUUGGAGCGGUGAUCAUCCCCUUUGCAUCGGUGGGCGUGGAUGAUGCUUACAAUUUUGUGUUGGACGCAGAUGAGCUACCCAACGUGCCGGUGUACGGGGAGAGGAUGAAGGAGUUCAUGGACUAUGUGCCCAAACUUAUGGACUAUGCCCCUACUCGUCCAAUCCAUCUUCUUGUGUUGCUCUUCUCCCACUCUCGUUUCACCUCCCUCCCACUUCUCCCCCCCACACCUCUCACCCACCCCUCUCCUCUCAACCCCUCCAGGGAGGACGAAAUAGCGGGGCCAGCAGUGGAGCGGGAGGACGAAAUAGCAGGGCCAGCAGCAGAGCGAUUCCUGGCGCCAGUGGUGCUGCCCAAGAAGAUCAACCGGAUGUACAUCAAGUUUGGCGCCCCCAUCCGCACUGCCGGCAUGCGGGAGGUGUUGACAGACCAGCAGGCAGCAGCAGCGCUGUACGCACAUGUGAAGGGCGAGGUGGAGAGCGGGAUAGAGCAUGCGGGAGGUGUUGACAGACCAGCAGGCAGCAGCGGCGCUGUACGCACACGUGAAGGGGGAGGUGGAGAGCGGGAUAGAGUACUUGCUGAGGAAGAGACAGGAGGACCCCUCUCGCAGUCUUGCCCGUCUGCUCUCACUCACCGCAGCUGCAACGCCUCUCACUUCACUACCCAUGCCUGCCGCUCCCCCUUGAUGCUUGGAAGCACACGAGCGUGCCCGUUACCACCCCACAUCAAUGCCAAGCCUUGCUGCUACUACAGCUCUGGCAGUCUUGCCCGUGCGCUCUCACUCACAGCAGCUGCCAUGCCCCUCUCCACCCACACCCGUCUCCUCUUCCCCUGGUUGCUCUGCACCAGUGUUCAGAAGCUGGCAAACGUGACGUGA
This is a messenger RNA of Closterium sp. Naga37s-1, 3147 nucleotides long. Lineage: Eukaryota; Viridiplantae; Streptophyta; Zygnematophyceae; Desmidiales; Closteriaceae. The record is from the annotation of a GenBank genome assembly.